AUGAUUGCAAUAGACAAUGUGUUGUUAAGUGAUGAAGUGGUACAAGAGCAGUUUGUCUGUGAUCUUAAUUCAUGCAAAGGCGGUUGUUGUGUAGAUGGUGAUUGUGGUGCCCCUUUAACCGAUGAAGAAGCGGUAACAAUUGCUGAAAUAUACCCCAUAGUAAAGCCUUACUUAUUACCCGAGUACAUUGCCGAAAUAGAGCGGCAGGGAACGCAUGUAAUCGACGAUGAGUACGGACCUGUAACACCUACCAUCAACGGAGGUAUCUGUACUUAUGCUUAUACCGACGAGGUGGGUAUUGUAAAAUGCGCUAUUGAAAAAGCCUGGAAAGAAGGGAAAGUAGAUUUUCAGAAGCCGAUCUCCUGUCAUUUGUUCCCGAUCCGGGUCACAAGUAAUCCCGGUUAUGAGCUGGUCAACUAUGAGCCACGCAAAAAGCUGUGUAAGCCAGCCUGUAAAUUGGGCAAACAGCUAAAGCUGCCUGUUUAUAAAUUCCUGAAAGAUUCCAUCAUCCGCAGAUGGGGCAGCGACUUUUAUGAGGCACUGGAUGCAGUGGCUGUUAAGAUGAACAGUAAAUACUAA
Molecule: messenger RNA, 579 nt
Organism: Ostertagia ostertagi
Lineage: Eukaryota; Metazoa; Nematoda; Chromadorea; Rhabditida; Trichostrongylidae
Source: the annotation of a GenBank genome assembly